GUAAACCCAUUGUGGACUGUAUUGACUGUAGUGUCAACUGUGUCGUGUGAGUGGUCGUGUGCAGAGCAAAGUAUUUCUAUCGAACACUCCCACUUUUAUUAAAGUACGGAUGCAAUAGACAACAUUUUGUGUAUCAUCACCAAAAUUGCCUCUGGGUUAGUGUGUGCAAAACAGUGAUCCAAUAUUCUUUAUUAGAAAAUAAAGAAGAGAUGAUACAAAAUGAAGAAGGUGAUGAGGAAAUAAACGAAGAUUCGUAUAGGAAUUCACAACGAACGAACUUGUUACUCACGGAAAAUAAUGUGCCGAUACGAAAACUCAUCAUCAGUAAUCUUGCAGCAAUGACGACACUGGAUAAUGUAAAAUCAUUAUUUUCCAAGUAUGGACCAAUAGAUAGUUUCUAUUCGAGACGAGACGUGGAGCAUAAAUGCAAGCGAGUAUUUGUCACCUUUAAUAGCGCUCAGGAUGCUUUAAAAGCCAGGAAGGAUGGAUGGAAGCAAGCAAUUCGGUUAAACAAUCGUAUUUUAUUAAUCGAACCAGCUUAUUCUUUCCUACAACCUGAUAGUUAUGACGAAGAACCUGUCCCUUUCAAAAUGAAAAGAGAAGAGAGUCCAGAAGCUAGCGAAAGACUCAACUUUGGAUCGAUAAACAAACUGAACGAAGACUGUCUUGUUUGCAUUUUCAAGCACUUACCUGUAGUUGACAAAAUUAGAAUAGAGAGAGUAUCAAAACUUUGGCAAUCAGCCAGUCAGAAAUCCUGGAGUCAAGUUAAAUUUUUACGUAAUGCUCGUCCUUUUGAUGAGGUACAAAGAGACGAAGAUGACAAAGCAUCAGUCAGAAACGAACCAUCAAAUACUCACGAAGCUAUAACCGACAUUUCCAUCGUCACAAAAUUACUACUACGUUGUGGUCGAUUUUUGAAACGCAUCGAGAUUUCGUCAGACAACGUGGACAUAAACGAGCAGACGAUUUUUAUGCUACCAGCAUAUUGUCCAAAUUUGGACCAAGUCAAAAUAAAUAGCAUUUCUAGUUCGAGUUGUUUACGAAGUCUGGCUUAUGGAUGCCAUGAAAUUUCAUUCUUGCAUGUAACUUUUGGUGGUUGCAAAGGCUAUCACGAAGAAGAUUUUUCAAAGUUAUUCCAAACCAAGAAGAAUCUUAAAGAAAUUAGCAUUCACUCUUAUCCCAUGACUGGGGAAUGUCUUUUACAUUUACCCGACACUAUCGAGAGGAUAUGUCUUCUUUAUUGUAUUUCAAGCUGCUUCUAUUUUUCUGAUGCUGUCCAGAAGUUCAAAAGUCUACGGGAACUUUCAAUAUACAAAGGCGAGAUUACUGGAUUAUUGCCGAUACUUGCGGAUUCUUGCGGGCGAAGUUUAGAAUUUUUGCAACUAAUCGCUUGCAAUUUAGAAUCUGAGGAAGAUAUGACACGAAUAGGAGAAUUUGAAAAUCUGCGACAUUUAUUUUUAUUCUCACAUUGGGUCACGGACCCGUUGUUGGAUGAUUUGGGACGACAAUGCAAAAAACUUUCAUCUGUGUGCCUGUAUGUUUCAGAUGGACGAAGAAGAAUGGGAGUCACAGACAGAGGAAUAGAAGCCAUUGCAUCUCUACCAGAUCUCCAAGUUCUCGAACUAACCGGAAUCUACACAACCGGCGCGUCUUUGAAGAAAAUGCAAAAGUUGCGUAAAUUCAAAUGCAAUGACUGUGGUUUGCUAACAGACGAAGCGUUAUGUGAACUCAUACGAAACGCACCCAACCUCGAAUUUCUUGGUGCUCUUAAUUUCAACUUUUCCCGCAAUCACUGUAAGGUUCUUGAGAUCGCUGUGGAAACGACGAAAGCCAGAAAAAAUGGUCUGUGCUUAGAAAUCAAAACUUGUAUGGAUGACAACGACUGGAUUUAUGUUCAGCAUAUGAGUAAAAACUCCCCAAAUUUACGGCUUGUUAAUGUAAAGCCGUCCAGUUUUUAAAGGAUUUAUAAAGCCGUGUUAUAGACUGUUAUGUGAUAUUCUAAAAAUUUGUUAUAAUAAAUGAAACUCAACCGCACGCUCCCUUGUUUAGGGCUACUUAACUGCGCGAAAAGUCAAGUUAAGUCAGUAACAAGCAGUUUAGAUAUACUGAAAUCUAAUUCAUAUUUAAGCGCCUAGCAUAAGAAUAGUAUAAUAUAUAAUAUAGGUAAUAAUAAAUAUUACACAUAUUAUAUAAAUCACCUUUUAUUCCUUUCAGACGUGACACUUUGAAUCUUGUCAACGCUUUUUAUGUACAACUUCGUAGCCGUUUAACAUUCAUGUUGAUGCGCAGAUCAAUUGAGAUUUUCAAAAAUAGUAAUAAAAAGUAGUUUUGUAACAAAAAAUUUCGACAUAAUUUACAAUAUGUUUCAAAGAA
Messenger RNA from Belonocnema kinseyi, 2373 nucleotides. RefSeq names its product putative RNA-binding protein EEED8.10. Bases 210 to 1958 code for a protein of 582 amino acids. Lineage: Eukaryota; Metazoa; Arthropoda; Insecta; Hymenoptera; Cynipidae. Gene Ontology annotation, molecular function: protein binding; RNA binding. The record is from RefSeq and is a predicted model, not a curated record. Gene Ontology annotation, cellular component: SCF ubiquitin ligase complex. Gene Ontology annotation, biological process: SCF-dependent proteasomal ubiquitin-dependent protein catabolic process. The transcript has 7 exons.